CGUGAAGCCAGCCCACUGCAAAGUCAGCCGUAGCCAUGGUCCCAACACCCGCCGAUCCCAUCGAGUUGCUUCUUCGAAUUUUCCUCCCUUCUCGAACCGACCCAUGAAUUGUACUCUUGUCGUGACCGGAUGGGCGUGUGUCCGUCCCACCGUUGUCCCGCGCGCUUAGCGAGGAUGAGAAGGCCUUGCAAAUGUGGAUCGUGAUGGGGGAGCGAGCGCGGGAUCCGCCCGAUGCCCAUCGCGGUCUCUUUCCCCCACUGUCCACCGCCUGCCACACUACUGCUGACGCUGAUACUGCCGCCGUUUCUGCUGCGUUGAUCAGCGAAUUUAAUGGAUCUGCCGCGCUCGUCUUUUCCUUUUCUCUCGCUUCUUUUGACAUUCUCAUUAACUUAAACCCAUCUCUCUCUCUCUCGCUCCCCUUCAGAUCCAAAUGAGUCGCUUGAAGUACGUUGCUCCGGCGAUACCUCGCACGGUGACCCUACGACCAAAGCUUCUCUUCGCCGAGUUGGAGUCGCUGCGGUCGGUUUCUUUCUUCUUGAUCUCCUCUUCUUGAUCGUUUCCCUGCCGGCUGGAACUCGAGACAUUGAAACCGCCGUGGAGAUGAACCCGCUGUGCUGCAUUGCGCCUGUGUCGCUGGAUCGGGGCGACCGGGAUCCCUCGCCCAUGGUGGGGCUCAAAUCCUCGAAGCCGUCGAUUGGGGCGGAAAGCCCCACCAGGAAUUCGUCGAGCAAGAAGUUGAUCCAGGUCCCGGUGAUCCUCUCGGAUUCCGACGCUGCUGCGUGUGUGGAAACGGAGGCUGAGGGGCUGGAGAGUGGGGAUGGAAGGGGAGGGAGUGGGAAUGGGGCGGUCGCAGGGGUAAUAUGGAAGUGGGUGAACUAUGGGAAGGGGUGGCGGUCGCGAUGGUUCGUGCUGCAGGAUGGGGUGUUAUCCUACUACAAGGUCCAUGGACCCGAUCGGAUAUCGGUUGGUUCGGCCAGGCGUGAAUCUGGGGUCAGGGUUAUCGGGGAGGAGUCGUUGAGACGGAUGAGGAAGGAGCAGCAGUUGGGGAUGGGGAGUGGAGGUUACACUGGGCCGCGGUGGAAGCCAUUUGGGGAGGUACAUUUGAAGGUCUCUUCAGUUCGUGCCAGCAAGUCAGAUGAUAAAAGGCUGUAUAUUUUUACUGGUACUAAAACUCUUCAUUUACGGUGUGAUUCUAGAGAAGAUCGAACUGCAUGGCUUGAUGCUCUAUUGUCUGCUAAGGAUCAUUUUGCUCCUUCACUGGCAAUUAAUGAACCUGAACCUUCAGUGGAGGUUACUGUCUCAACUGAUAAACUACGAGCAAAACUGAUGCAGGAGGGACUAAGUGAAGCAGCAGUUAAGGAAUGCGAGACUAUUAUGCUAUCUGAAGUCUCUGAGCUGCAGGACCAAUUAAAAUCCUUGCAACAGAGACAUCUUAUUCUACUUGAUACAUUGAGACAACUUGAGACAGAGAAAGUUGAACUGGAGACCACAGUAGUUGAUGAAAGAAAGGAACGUGAAGCACAACUAGGGAUGGUCAACGGAAGAUUUAGUGAUUUCUAUUCCAUUAUCUCAGAGGGCACAGCAACCGACUCUGAAGUCGACAAUGAAAGUCAAGGCGCUGAUGUCGAUACAGAUGAAGAUGAUGGAACAUACUUUGACACAAGGGACUUUUUAUCUGCUGAGUUACUAAGAAAUACUUCUUACCGUAGUAGGGAAGCCAUGGGUAAUGGUUGUGUUGUGUCAGCCUGUAGUAUUGAGUCCACAUUUCCUGACAAUUGUCAAGAUAUGGUUCUUGGAGUCAGAAGAAUUGAGUAUCCCUAUGUUGAGAGGAGGAACAAAUUGCCUGAGCCAAAGGAAAAAGAAAAGCCUGUUGGCUUGUGGUCGAUAAUUAAAGAGAAUAUUGGGAAGGAUCUUUCUGGUGUCUGUCUUCCAGUUUACUUCAACGAACCACUUUCUUCCCUCCAGAAAUGCUUCGAGGAUCUUGAGUAUUCCUACCUGGUUGAUCGGGCAUUAGAGUGGGGCAGACAGGGAAACAGCCUAAUGAGGAUUCUACAUAUUGCUGCAUUUGCUGUAUCUGGUUAUGCUUCAACUGAAGGCCGACAAUGCAAACCGUUCAACCCUCUUCUCGGAGAGACAUAUGAAGCUGAUUAUCCAGACAAGGGGCUGCGCUUCAUCUCUGAGAAGGUGAGUCAUCAUCCAAUGGUUGUUGCUUGUCACUGUGAUGGUAGAGGAUGGAAAUUUUGUGGAGACUCUAAUCUAAAAGGAAAGUUCUGGGGUCGAUCUAUUCAGCUUGAUCCUAUUGGGAUCCUGACUCUUCAGUUUGAAGACGGAGAAACAUUUCAGUGGAGUAAAGUCACUACUUCUAUAUAUAACAUAAUUAUUGGGAAAAUUUAUUGUGACCACUAUGGUACUAUGCGAAUAAGGGGCAGUGGCCAGUACUCCUGCAAACUCAAGUUCAAAGAACAAUCCAUCAUUGAUCGAAAUCCCCAUCAGGUGCAUGGUUUUGUGCAAGAUAAUAGAACUGGUGACAAGGUAGCAAUGCUGAUGGGAAAGUGGGAUGAGGCAAUGUAUUAUGUGUUAGGAGACCCAACUACAAAGCCAAAGGGUUAUGACCCAAUGUCCGAAGCAGUACUUAUUUGGGAACGAGAUAAGUUUGUAAAUCAAACUCGAUACAACCUCACGCCAUUCGCUAUUUCCUUAAAUGAGCUGACGCCAUCCUUGAUGGAGAAGUUGCCUCCAACUGACUCCCGCUUAAGGCCUGAUCAAAGACAUUUAGAGAAUGGAGAAUAUGAGCUGGCAAAUACAGAGAAACUUAGGCUGGAACAAUUACAAAGACAGGCAAGGAAGCUACAAGAGAAGGGGUGGCAACCGAGGUGGUUCAGGAGAAAUAGGGAGGAUGACUGUUACCAGUAUGUGGGCGGAUAUUGGGAAGCACGCAAGCAAAGAAAAUGGGAUGAAAUUCCGGAUGUAUUUGCCAAGGGUGACGAUUUGUUGAGUAUAGAGUAAUGUUUUUUUUCUACCUACUAUGUACAUGUAUAAUGCAAGGAAAUUGGGUAUGCAGCCAUAUGUAAUUAGGAGGAUUGACGUGUUAUCAACUAUCAGCCAUUUGAGAUCAAUAUUUCACUAUGCCCCAUCUUAUGUUA
Messenger RNA from Zingiber officinale, 3143 nucleotides. RefSeq names its product oxysterol-binding protein-related protein 1D-like. Bases 601 to 3006 code for a protein of 801 amino acids. The record is from RefSeq and is a predicted model, not a curated record. Gene Ontology annotation, cellular component: intracellular membrane-bounded organelle; membrane; cytosol. Lineage: Eukaryota; Viridiplantae; Streptophyta; Magnoliopsida; Zingiberales; Zingiberaceae. The transcript has 8 exons. Gene Ontology annotation, molecular function: sterol binding.